Molecule: messenger RNA, 2217 nt
Organism: Trichosporon asahii var. asahii CBS 2479
Lineage: Eukaryota; Fungi; Basidiomycota; Tremellomycetes; Trichosporonales; Trichosporonaceae
Product: two-component sensor molecule
Exons: 2
Coding region: 1-2217 (738 amino acids)
Biological process (GO): protein autophosphorylation; phosphorelay signal transduction system
Molecular function (GO): phosphorelay sensor kinase activity; histidine phosphotransfer kinase activity
Source: RefSeq, a predicted model, not a curated record
AUGCGGUGGACGGGGCGUCGCAACGACACGGACGAGGAGCAGUGGGCGGGGACGACCGUCGGUGACCCGCUACCCUGUGACGAUACCUCGCCUCCGCCGGUGCAGCGCUCGGCCUUUAGUGCCUUUGUGCACCGUUUCCUUACCCCACGAUGGACGGCAUCCGAGACUUUGACAGAGAAGACGUGGGGCGAGGAGCUGGAGGAUUUGGCGGAGAAGCCCCGCCGGAGCAUCGAUGACUACAAGGGCGAAUUCACGUGGGUCGUCGUCGACAACGACCUGCUUCUCCCUCAACAGCCGAAGAGCAACAUUGAGAGCGAGAGGGAGAUUGCCGAGAUGGCUCCGCCAGCCCGGGCUGCUUCGAUCUCUGUAGGCCAGGGUGCCGCCGCAAGUGCAUUCUGCAUGGGCCAGCGUGUACUGAAGGACAACGUGUUUCCGUUCUUCAAGAGCUUCGCAUACAUGUCCUUCCCCGACAAAGCGCAGGAGCGCUCCUUCCAGCACGAGAACCGCGCCCUGCAUCUUUUCGGCAUCACCGCCUGGGCGGUCGGCAUGGCCGGUCUUUUCGUGGGCCAGCCUAAGGCCGACUUGCCAAUGUGGCGCAACGUGAUUCUAGCCACCGUGUUCCACCACAUCCUAGUCUGGGCUGCCUUCUUCCGAGAGCGCGCCGACCGGCAGCUCUUCACCCUCCGCUCCCAGCUGAAGGCGCAGUAUCGUGCCGUUCAAGCUGCCCAGGAGAUGGAACGCCGCGCCCUCGAGAGCAAACGCCAAUUCUUCUCCUACAUCUUCCACGAGGUGCGCGUUCCCCUGAACACAGCCCGUUUGGCGCUCGCGAACCUGCACGCCGAGGGCGCGUUCCUGGAACUUCAGGCGGACCAGCGUGACCUCAUCCUCGGACUCGACUCGAGCAUGCGCCUGAUGGAGAAGGUCCUCAACGACGUGCUCUCCUUCAACAAGAUGGAGGAUGGCCGCCUCGCUUUCUCCCGCGCUCCGUUCUCUCUGCACAGUGCGGUAAACGAGGCAGCACUCCUGCACCGUGCAGCGGCUGAAGCCGCGGGAUUGGAAUUCCACAUCGAGCUCGACGAACGUAUCGAUGCUCUCGGCGCUAUUGUCGGCGACGAACUGCGCGUGCGCCAGGUGUGCUCGAACCUCCUCUCGAACGCUUUCAAGUUCACGCAGCAAGGUGGCGUGCGCCUCGUCACCAAGCUGCUGCACUCCGACUACACGCACCCACGCGCUGCAGCGGGUACGCGCAUGCGCUCACAGAGCACGGGCACCCUCACGCCCGCACGUCCGGGAAGCGACGUCUCGAUUCGCGUCGAAGUGCAUGAUACAGGUGCCGGUCUCUCGCUCGCCGACAUGCAGGGUAACCGGCUCUUCUCACCUUAUGUGCAGACCGAGAUCGGGCGCCGACAAGGCGGCAAGGGCUCCGGUCUUGGUCUUGCUCUCGUCACGCAGAUUGUCAAGCUCGCGGGAGGACGACUCGGAGUGAACUCCGAGCCUGGGCACGGAAGCACGUUCUGGUUUGAGAUGUCGUUCCCGCUCAGCAACGAUGCGCCGACGCAUGCGCCACAGGAGAGUCUCCCCCUCACCUUCCCCGGAAGCCCGACUACGCCGUGCGGACCGGGCGAGGACCCUCGGUUCCCCAUGAGUGUGACUAGCCGCUCCUCUUACGAGCGCCGCGAGAGCCUCUCCGCCGUCGGCGAGGACAUUCCGCUCACUGGUUCUGUGCGUUCCGGUCGCUCCGUCCGUUCACUCACACCCCGUGGGCUCGCCGCCCCUCCUCUAGCAAGUGCGAGUAUUCGACGUGCGGUGCGGCACGUCCCUCGCCUCUCCUCCAGCAUCGGUCUGAACACGCUCGUAGUCGACGAUGACGAGCUGACGCGGGACCUGAUGAUGCGCACAGUGCGCAGGCUCGGACAUCAAGUGAUUCUGGCCCGGAAUGGUAUGGAGGCCCUGCGCGUCCUGAAGGCGGCGUAUGAGGACGGCAACCCGAUCGACAUUGUCUUCCUCGAUAACCAGAUGCCGGCCAUGAGCGGCGUCGAGACGGCCAGAGCCAUCCGCGCUCUCCAGUGGGACGUGUACAUUGUCGGCUGUACUGGUAACGCCCUGCAGGAGGAUCAGGACGAGUACAAACAGGCAGGCGCUGAUGCUAUCGUCACGAAGCCAGUCAGCGUUGCUGCGAUCAGGGAGAAGCUCGACCUGGUUCGAAGCCGCGUCUAG